Molecule: messenger RNA, 615 nt
Organism: Cooperia oncophora
Lineage: Eukaryota; Metazoa; Nematoda; Chromadorea; Rhabditida; Trichostrongylidae
Source: the annotation of a GenBank genome assembly
AUGCCCAGUUGCGAAGACGAAGUGCUGGCGAUUGGAAGAAAGCUGGACAAGAUCAUCGAUGGUACAAAGCCAGGAGACAAUGCAGCUGAUCUUCUCGAAGUUCUGUCGAAACUUCCAAUCACCAUUGAUGUCCUAACGAAAACUCGAAUUGGAAUGACUAUCAACGAUUUGCGCAAGAAAACGUCAGAUGAAAAGCUGGCGAAGAAAGCAAAAAAUCUCAUCAAAGAGUGGAAAAAUUUAGCACCUAAAAACGAGCCAUCGUCAUCGAGCUCAACUAAAAACAAUGGCACAGUUUCGAACCAACAAGCUUCGAGAGUUACCCCACCUGCGUCUCAAUCACCUGCUCCAGUCCCAAGCCAAUAUCAUUCGUCCAAUUUUCCUCCUAAGCAUUUGGAGAAUGACGAGGUUAGGUUGAAAUCAGCGCAGAUGAUUUUGAAUGCUCUCAGAUACGCAGAGCUUCCAGUCGGUACUCUCGAUCCUGAGGAGAUCGCUGUCAAAGUGGAGGAGAAGUUGUUCACCGUGCACAAGGGUACUGGAGACAAAUACAAAGCCGCUCUCCGCAGUCGUGUGUUCAAUCUGAGAGACAAGAAGAAUCCAGCACUCAGGUCAGUUUGA